AUGACUUAUCUUUCAGGGGGGAUCCCAGUUUUGCCCAAAGGACUGACCGAAUCGAAGGAUGAGGCCACCGACGUCCCGCCGGGCAUGGACGUCCUGCUCGACCUCACCCACGUCGUCGUUCAGCAGAAGAUCGAAUGGUUCCAGAUCCUGACGGGAUGCGAGACGCGGAACCAAUAUUGGCUGAAGACCACGGAGGGGGAGGAGCUGUAUCACGCGAAGGAGGAUUCCAACUGCUGCCUCCGCCUCGGCUGCGGCUCUCUCAGGCCCUUUACGAUCGCGUUGAAGAACAAGAACGAGCAGGAGGUGCUUCGCUUGGAGCGGCCGCUCAAGUGCACGGGGUCGUGCUGUCCGUGCUGCCUGCAGGUUUGA
Darwinula stevensoni is the source of this 369-nucleotide messenger RNA. The record is from the annotation of a GenBank genome assembly. Lineage: Eukaryota; Metazoa; Arthropoda; Ostracoda; Podocopida; Darwinulidae.